UAGCAUUAGCAUACAAGUCAAUGGCUGUCCAGAGAGAACUCGCAGUCCUACAGUUUUGACCUCCUUCACACAACAUAAUAUUGGAGUUAGAUUGCAUGCCCCAAAUUCACCUAGAUAAAACCAUCACUAUCAAAGUCAAUAACUUGCCACAAUCAAUACCGUUUUAGUAAGUAAAGAACGAAAGAUCCUUCUUCAAACCAAUAUAAAUAUCAGUCCAAAUCUGCAAUAGACUGGUAGCAACUAACCUACCCCAACCAAACACAUUUCUAGUAAGUAUUAUUUUUAAGCACUUCCCUUCUCUCCAAGUAUUCUCCAGAACAAGCCCUUAUGGGAAACUUCCUUUUAGAAGCUUUGAAUGUCCGAAUAGAUGGUUCCGGCGAGAAAUUUCUGGUGCUUGCUCACGGGUUUGGCACGGACCAAUCAGCCUGGCAACGCAUUGUCCCGCUUUUCACACCUUAUUAUCGUGUAAUUCUAUACGACCUCGUCUGUGCUGGAAGUGUCAACCCUGAUUACUUCGAUUUUAGAAGGUACACAACUCUUGAUGCCUACGUUGAUGACUUGCUUAACAUUCUUGAUGCUCUUGGCGUUGAUCGUUGCGCUUACGUUGGUCACUCUGUCUCCGCUAUGAUUGGUACCUUAGCUUCCAUUCGCCGCCCUGAACUCUUCAGCAAACUCAUCCUUAUCGGCGCUUCUCCCAGGUUUCUUAAUGACAACGAUUACCAUGGAGGGUUCGAGCAAGGUGAAAUUGAGAAGGUUUUUUCUGCAAUGGAAGCGAAUUAUGAAGCCUGGGUCAACGGGUUCGCCCCACUGGCCGUGGGGGCUGAUGUGCCAACAGCGGUUCGAGAAUUCAGCCGAACCCUUUUUAACAUGAGGCCGGACAUAUCACUAUUCGUUUGCAGGACCGUAUUCAACAGUGAUCUGAGAGGGGUACUUGGCCUGGUCAGAGUACCAUGUUGCGUGGUUCAGACAGCCAGGGACGUCUCGGUUCCAGCUUCGGUCGCGGAAUAUUUAAGGACUCAUCUAGGGGGACGAACCACGAUCGAGAUUCUGAAGACGGAAGGCCAUUUGCCUCAUUUGAGCGCACCAGCGUUGCUGGCUCAAGUGCUCAGGCGAGCCCUUGCACGGUGAGUUUUGCUAGGGGUGGGGUCCAGGGAAAGAUGUGUAAUAAGCAAGGGGAUGUCGACACCUGUCGAAUAACUUGUGGACAAUAGGGUCCUUGGACUCAUGAGGAUAAUAUUAUGAUGAUCUUUUUUUUUUCGAAAAGGGAUAAAAUACCCACGUGAUUGUCACGUGAGGACGUGAAGUUUUUGGCUUUCUCUUCUUCGUUUGCUUGUGUGUUUUUCGACUUGAUUAGUAUUUUGUGUUGCAAUUUGACGUAGCCUUUCUUUUUCUUUA
Messenger RNA from Theobroma cacao (cacao), 1395 nucleotides. Its product is annotated as alpha/beta-Hydrolases superfamily protein. Lineage: Eukaryota; Viridiplantae; Streptophyta; Magnoliopsida; Malvales; Malvaceae. The record is from RefSeq and is a predicted model, not a curated record.